Molecule: messenger RNA, 702 nt
Organism: Diatraea saccharalis (sugarcane borer)
Lineage: Eukaryota; Metazoa; Arthropoda; Insecta; Lepidoptera; Crambidae
Source: the annotation of a GenBank genome assembly
AUGGAUUUUAUGCGAAUUUUUGUUCGACUCUAUAAUGUUAGAUUGAUUUUCGUAACUCUAUUUGUAAUAAGCUUGAUGGCUAAAAACUACAGUUUCCCAAUAAACAAUGGAUUCAGUUUGAAGUUAAAUUCGUUUGCAGUCAAUGGUGAUGGGAAAAUUAAAUCGUUCGGUGGACUUUUCAGUAAAAUACCAAAAGAGAUAAACAAUAAGCAGGGUAAAAUUGAUAUUAGCAAAACUUAUUACCCUAGCCCGCCGGAGUUAUUAGGAGUUGGUUGCACAAAUCAGGUGGCUAAAAUUGUUUUAACAACAAAACUCCUGAAUGAAGGUGAUGACGAACAAACAUCUGAUUAUAGAAACAUUAUAAAUUUACCACUAUUAAAACAACCAUUUGAAAAUUACAAAAUAUUAGUGGCCACUGCUCCUGUUAAUUUAAAGAUGAACAGUGAUAAUGACCCGAUGCUCAUAUACAUUGUAUUCUCAGAUGACGAAACAAAAGAGAGUGGUCCAAAAAACAUACCAAACGUAUAUUUCGUUAAUAAACAUGGUGGUAAAUUGGAAAUCAGCAAAAAGGAGAAGGCAGGACCUAUUAUAGUCAUCGACAGCAAUCGUACUAUAACAGGAUUAAAGAGCAACGAGAUAGAAAAAUUUGUGAAAUUCAAAAAUAAAUUUGAUCGACGACAUAAAUAUUAUAUUACACGAUAA